AUGUAUAUCGGUGUCAUCGUAUUAGAGAUACCAUCAAAUAUUGUUCUCCAUAGAAUCGGCCCUCGCUGGUGGAUUGGCGGCCAGGUGUUCAUAUUUGGCUUCAUUGCGGCCCUGCAGGUUUUCCUUCGAGACAAAACGGGAUUUCUCUUGACAAGAGCAAUUCUUGGUCUUACGGAGGCUGGCUAUAUUCCUGGGGCCAUGUAUACUUUAUCAACAUGGUAUACAAAAGAGGAGAUUACCAAGCGUAUUGCUAUAUUCUUCUUUGGAAUGUUUGGUGGCACAGCUAUUUCCCCGUUGCUGGGCGCAGGGCUUUUAAGACUCGACGGCAAAUGUGGGAUCUCAGGAUGGCAGUGGAUAUUUCUUGUCGAGGGAGUUUGGUCAAUCACUAUCUCUCUGAUGCUACUAAUUCUUCUCCCUGAAAGGAAGAUAUACCAGCUUAUUGAAACAAAUGGAGAAAAAGAGAGCGUGGAGAUACCGGACAAACACAUACGCUUGGACUUGGUAUGGAAGACACUCACCAAUGUCUACAAAUGGCCCCAUUUUCUGGCUACUGCUUGUGUAUUCUCCACUUGGUGUCCUCUCACAACCUAUACACCUACUACAAUCAUGUCACUGGGAUUCACACGAGUCCAAGCUAACGCUUUGGCCGCAAUCGGAUAUUUACUCACUCUGCCUGUUGUAUCAUUCUUUGCUUGGCUAAGCGAUAAAACGAAAAAGCGAGGACUCGCGAUUGGAAUAGCCAUCUUAGCGUACCUUAUUUCACUGAUUGCGCUUAGGACCAUCCAGGACCAUGUUGGGCGAUGGAGCAAGUUUGGGCUUUGGACGACAGUGAAUGGGCUUGCGGUGGGAUAUCACCCGAUCCAUAAUGCAUGGAUCCAGAUGAACAGUCGAAGCCCUGAGGAGCGAAGCAUUGGAGUGGCGAUGUUCGUCAUGACAGCCACAAGCGGGCUGAUGGCUGGUACACAGAUCUUUCGGGCGGAUGAUUCCUCGGAGCUUUAUCCAAGAGGCUUAAUUGUUAUGAUUGCUUUGGUCAUAGCAGGGCUCUUUUUGACCGCAUUCCAGUGGCUUAUCUAUUUUAUCCAAAACAGAAACGCCAAGAUGCGAUCUGGAUCCCUGGAGGUUAAUAUUUUAUGA
Molecule: messenger RNA, 1134 nt
Organism: Penicillium angulare
Lineage: Eukaryota; Fungi; Ascomycota; Eurotiomycetes; Eurotiales; Aspergillaceae
Exons: 5
Coding region: 1-1134 (377 amino acids)
Biological process (GO): transmembrane transport
Cellular component (GO): membrane
Molecular function (GO): transmembrane transporter activity
Source: RefSeq, a predicted model, not a curated record